Beta vulgaris subsp. vulgaris (sugar beet) is the source of this 3725-nucleotide messenger RNA. RefSeq names its product structural maintenance of chromosomes protein 5. Lineage: Eukaryota; Viridiplantae; Streptophyta; Magnoliopsida; Caryophyllales; Amaranthaceae. Gene Ontology annotation, molecular function: ATP hydrolysis activity; ATP binding. The record is from RefSeq and is a predicted model, not a curated record. The coding region runs from base 256 to 3411 and encodes 1051 amino acids. Gene Ontology annotation, biological process: double-strand break repair via homologous recombination. Gene Ontology annotation, cellular component: Smc5-Smc6 complex. The transcript has 30 exons.
AGCACUAGUGCACCACACCGGUAAACGGUCGUACGUACGCAAUAACACAAGUGACUGAGUCAGUAGUGUUUCCUUUGACCAUUUCAUUUUGGCGCCAAUUCCAUAGUUCCCCUGCAAACUGGGGACUCUCUUUCUCGUUUCUCACACUUUACCCAAGAAAAACCCUAAUUUUAUAUCCGAUGUUGUUGAAUUCUACUAAUUAAUUCCCUUUAGGGUUAAUAUUUCGAGUUCAAAGACUUCAAAUUACCGUCUUCAAUGGCUGAAAGGCGUGCUAAACGCCCUAAAACCAGCAGAGGGGAAGAUGAUUAUUUGCCUGGAAAUAUAAUUGAGAUCGAGCUGCAUAAUUUUAUGACCUUUAAUCAUAUAAAAUGCAAGCCUGGCUCGCGUUUAAACCUUGUAAUUGGUCCGAAUGGGUCCGGAAAGAGUUCGAUUGUAUGCGCUAUUGCACUUGGUCUUGGUGGUGAUCCUCAGAUACUUGGGAGAGCGGGAAGUAUUGGAGCAUAUGUAAAGCGGGGAGAGGAGUCGGGGUACACCAAGAUCACCUUGAGAGGUGACUCUGGGGAGGAGCAGAUUUGCAUUACUCGUAAAAUUGACACAAGCAACAAGUCAGAGUGGCAGUUGAAUGGCAAGAUGGUUGCAAAGAAAGAUGUUAUUGAAGUAGUUCAAAAAUUCAAUAUCCAAGUUAACAAUUUGACUCAGUUUCUACCGCAAGACAAAGUGUGUGAGUUCGCCAAGUUAAGUCCUGUCGACCUGUUACGUGCAACAGAAAACGCUAUUGGUGAUCCUCAACUUCCAAUGCAACAUGACACUCUUAUAGAAAAAAGCAGCCAGCUCGGCAGACUCCAAAGAGCUGUUGAUGGGAAUAAAGUGACAUUAAACCAGCUGAAGGAUCAACAUGCUGAACAAGAACGAGAUGUUGAACGAGUUCGUCAAAGAGAAGACCUUCUUGCUCAGGUUGAUCUAAUGAAGAAAAAAUUGCCUUGGUUGAAGUAUGAUAUGAACAAGGCUGAAUAUUUGGAAGCCAAGAAGUUGCACGAUGAUGCAAAGAGGAAAUUUGAUGAAGUUGCAAAAAUCUUGAAUGAUCUCAAACAACCUAUUAUAAAGCAGAAGGAAGAAAAAGCACUGCAGGAAUCAAAGUGCAAAAAAGUGCAGAAUACUCUGAAUAUGAAUGGCCAAAGGUGCAAGCAACUUCAGGACAAUGAAAAUCGAUGGGUAGUCAAUGUAGCUGGAAAGUACAAGGACAUGGAAGAAAUGAAGAGACAAGAAGAAUCUCGUCGACAAAGAAUUUUGAAAGCUCAGGAGGAUCUUGCAGCUGCUGAAUUGGAACUGGCAAACUUGCCGCCUUAUGAACCUCCAAGGGAUGAAUUUGAAAGGUUGGAGGCCAAAAUUGUAGAAUUUGAGGACAAUGCGAGAGAGAUUAGACAGCAAAAGUCGGAUAACGGUAAAAUUUUGUCUGAAAACAGAAUGAAACUGACACAGUUAUCCCACAGAUUAAAAGACAUGGAAAAUAGAAAUUACAAGCUCCUGCAUGAGCUGCAAAAAACUGGGGCGGACAAGAUAAAUGAAGCUUAUCAUUGGUUGCAAGAACACCGUGAUCAACUGAAGAGAGAGGUUUUCGGACCUGUUCUGCUUGAGGUUACUGUCAAGGACCAAUCUCAUGCUGACUACUUGGGGGGCCAAGUUCCAUUUUACAUAUGGAGGUCCUUCAUCACUCAAGAUCCUGGCGAUCGGGACUUUUUGGUGAAAAACAUGAAAUCAUUUGACGUCCCGAUUCUCAAUUAUGUGCAAAAUGAAGAACGGAGUAGAGAUUCACCUCGAAUAUCUGAAGAGAUGCGCAAGCUUGGAAUACAUGCUAGGCUUGAUCAAGUAUUUGAUGCUCCAGCUGCUGUCAAGGAGGUUCUGAUUAGUCAGUCCGGUCUGGACCAUUCUUACAUUGGUACUGAGGAAACUGAUCGGAGGGCAGAUGAGGUUGAAAAUUUGGGAAUACUUGAUUUUUGGACUCCAGCUAACCACUAUAAUUGGUCUAGAUCUAGAUAUGGUCAUCAUGUGUCCGCUAGUGUGGUGCCAGUUUCUAGGUUUAAACUUCUUUCAUGUGGUUCAGAUAAUUCAGAGAUUGAGAGUCUCAGGUCCAGGAAAAUUGAGCUUGAACAGACAAUUGAUGAACUUGACAGAAUUCUGAAAACUCUGCAGUUUGAGCUAACCCAGAUUGAAAAUGAAGCUGCUAAAUAUCGCAAACAGCGUGAGGAAGUAUUCACCAAGUCGCAGAAUGAGAGGAAUAAGCGGAAGGAAAUGGCAAACCGCUUGAACCAGAAGAGAUCAAGAUUGAAAUCCAUUGAAGAGGAGGGGGAUGUUGAUGGUCAGAUUGCGAGCCUUGCUGAUCAAGCUGUAAAUUUGAAUGUCCAGCGGCUUAAUAAUGCAAUCGAGAUUAAGAAUUUACUUGUGGAGGCUCUUUCACAUAAAUGGAGUUUUGCUGAAAAACGCCUGUCUGCUAUAGAAAUCGAUGCAAAGAUACGAGAGUCUGAAAUGGAAAUGAAGCAGCAAGAGACUUGUGCUAUGCAAGCAACUGUGGAAGUGCAGCAAUGUAGCAAAGAAGUGGAACGUCGAAAGGAGCGGCUUGCAAAUGCCAAGAAAUAUGCAGAAUCCAUUGUAAAGUUCACUCCUGAAAUUAAGGAGGCCUUUCUUAAGAUGCCUUCUACAAUUGAGGAACUUGAGGCUGCUAUUCAAGAUACUUUGGAACAAGCUGGUUCCAUUCUCCUUCUCAAUCAGAAUGUUUUGGCAGAAUAUGAAUUGCGACAGAGAAAGAUUGAAACCCUGGCUAAAACGCUUGAAGAAGAGGAACAUGGAUUAGGAACUCUUUUGGCUGAAAUAGAUGCCUUGAAGGCUAGUUGGCUUCCAACAUUGCGGAAUCUUGUUUUACAGAUCAAUGGAACAUUUGGUCAUAAUUUCCAGGAGAUGGCUGUUGCUGGAGAAGUAUCAUUAGAUGAGCAUGAUAUGGACUUUUGUGCAUAUGGAAUUGUUAUAAAAGUCAAGUUCAGGCAAGCUGGACAACUUCAAGUUCUUAGUGCGCAUCAUCAAUCUGGAGGGGAGCGUUCAGUUUCAACGAUACUGUACCUUGUUUCUCUACAAGAUCUUACAAAUUGCCCCUUUAGGGUGGUUGAUGAAAUUAAUCAAGGAAUGGACCCAAUCAACGAAAGAAAGAUGUUUCAGCAGUUGGUGAGAGCUGCUAGUCAACUUAAUACACCACAGUGUUUUUUGCUGACACCCAAAUUGCUGCCUGACCUAGAGUAUAGUGAAGCAUGUAGCAUCUUGAAUAUCAUGAAUGGUCCAUGGAUUGAGGAGCCUGCCAAAGUGUGGAGCAAUGGAGAAUGUUGGGGUACUGUCGUUGGACAACUGGGCCAAGCUCAAUGCUGAAGAUCUUUGUUUCCAUUGUAGUAGUGAUUAAAUUGUACAAAUUAGAAUACCAACUCCUGUAAUUAGGUUUGAUUUUCCUUUUGGGGAUAGUUUAUCGUUGCUUGCGCCUUGUAAUUAGUCUCACUCAAUGUGUUCCAGACAUGAGAGAGCUUGGACGAGUGCUCAUUUUGGAGUUUUAGCAGUACAUCUUAUCUUAGUUCUCUAGCUGCCGUUGAAUUGAGGAUCCGAAAGUUAAAAACACUGGCGGCCAAACUUCUGUAAUGAAGUUUCUUGUGUAAGCUUUCAUUAUGAAGAGAGUUCUAAUUGAACCAAAA